AUGUCAGGCUUGCGACUAAGCUGUCGCUCUACGGCAAAAAGCAAUGCAAUCUUUCAACAAAGCACACAGAAAGUUGAUGGUGCAAAGAUAGUCGAUUAUCUUCUGGCAGACGUUGGUGAAGGCAUAACGGAAUGUGAGAUCGUGAAAUGGUUUGUCGAGCCUGGCACUCGAGUGGAAGAAUUUGAUAAUUUGGUAGAAGUGCAAUCAGAUAAAGCAAGCGUUGAAAUCACUUCUCGCUAUACGGGAACAGUUAUAGAAUAUUGCUAUCAGGUUGGGCAGGUGGCCAAAGUAGGCAGUCCUUUGUGUCGUAUUCAGUUGGAAUCUGCGCAAAAUUCGGACGAAGAACCAGUUGAACAAGAUCAUUCGAAUGAAGCGAAAGAAGUUAAUGAGGAAAAACACGAGAAAGCCCAGGAUACUACAAAUCAUACAACUCAAGAAUUUGGAGCUAAAGAAGAAAGCGAGCCUUCUUCGUCUGCUUCUCGAUUUGCUACAUUGGCCACUCCUGCUGUUCGUCGAUUGACGAGAGAAAAUGACGUUCAAAUUGGUGAAAUUCGUGGUACCGGCAAAGAUGGUAGGGUAACAAAAGAGGACGUUCAACAAUUCAUUGCAUCUAAAUCACAAUAUAAACAAAAGACAACUGAUUCUGAACAUUCUAGUCAAUCGAUAAGAAAUUCCACUUUGGCCACAGAUACGAUUCCCAUUACAGGAGUACGUAAAGCAAUGUUCAAAGCAAUGAGCAACACUUGGACAGCACCUCAUUUUGGUUACAGCGAUGAGAUUGAUAUAACAACACUGGAAGCCGUCCGAAAGCGAAUUGUCAAGGCGAACGGGAAAAGCAUUAAAUCGAACGAAGAGUCAAAAUUGACUUUAUUGCCUUUUCUCUUGAAAGCAUUAUCGAUCACUUUGAACGAUCACCCUUUAUUCCGAAGCAUACUUGACACUCAAUCGAUGACAUUAAAACAAGCAAAAGAACAUCGUAUUUCGAUUGCAUUUGCAUCUUCAAAAGGUCUUUUAACGCCCACUCUUCAGGGUGAUGUUCGAUCUUUGUCUAUUAACGAUAUUGCUCGACAGAUAGGAAAUUUGCAAAGCAUCGGCGCAAGCCGAAAUUUAACACAAAGCGAAACAGGCAGCGGCGCUACCAUCACUUUGAGUAAUAUAGGCAGCAUCGGAGGAACACAUACAUUCCCUUUGAUUCCACCGACCGGUCAAAUGAUUAUUGGCGCUGUCGGCAGGGCAAGAAUUUUACCUAGAUUUGAAGGAGAUCCGGAAAAUGGCAAGGUCAGACCAGCAACAAUUUUGCCAAUAAGUUUUUCAGCGGAUCAUCGAAUCGUAGAGGGUAUUGAAUUGGCAAAUUUCGUCAAUGAUUGGAAACGAUUGCUCGAAGAUCCGAUGUCAUGGAUCGUGAAGAUGCAUUGA
This is a messenger RNA of Meira miltonrushii, 1416 nucleotides long. Its product is annotated as CoA-dependent acyltransferase. The record is from RefSeq and is a predicted model, not a curated record. Gene Ontology annotation, molecular function: acetyltransferase activity; lipoic acid binding. Gene Ontology annotation, cellular component: mitochondrion; cytoplasm. NCBI's taxonomy places the organism in Eukaryota, Fungi, Basidiomycota, Exobasidiomycetes, Exobasidiales, Brachybasidiaceae. Bases 1 to 1416 code for a protein of 471 amino acids. The transcript is spliced from 2 exons.